This is a messenger RNA of Oryza brachyantha (malo sina), 1123 nucleotides long. Its product is annotated as dehydration-responsive element-binding protein 2D-like. The record is from RefSeq and is a predicted model, not a curated record. The transcript is spliced from 3 exons. Gene Ontology annotation, molecular function: transcription cis-regulatory region binding; DNA-binding transcription factor activity. Gene Ontology annotation, biological process: positive regulation of DNA-templated transcription; response to stress. Lineage: Eukaryota; Viridiplantae; Streptophyta; Magnoliopsida; Poales; Poaceae. Gene Ontology annotation, cellular component: nucleus. Bases 164 to 856 code for a protein of 230 amino acids.
GGCCGUUCGUUCCAGAGCGCGCCGCCAUCUCCUGGAACCUUCCCGCUGUUCUGCCUUGCGCACCAAGUUUGGAUAUUUAUGGUCCGGAGGAGUUGGGUUGAGCAGGAGCAGGAGACGUACGGCCGGAGCCCGGAGGGGGUUUGUGUUUGGUCGGCUCGCGAGGAUGGCGGUAGGAGAUCGAGAAGCAGCUGCCGUGGGGAUGACGAGCGAGGGGGUGGAGGUGGAGAAGGAGCCAGCGACGCUGCUUCCAUCGCCGAGCGUGCCCAGGAAGAAGCAAACUCACGCCAAGAACAGCGACACGCCCGACGCCGGCGGUGCUCGGCGGGCUCCGCGAGCGAAGAGGUGUCCAAACAGCUACCGCGGCGUGCGGCAGCGCCGGUGGGGCAAGUGGGUCUCCGAGAUCCGCGAGCCCAACCGCGGCAAGCGGCACUGGCUGGGCACGUUCGACAGCGCCGUCGACGCCGCCCUCGCGUACGACAAGGCCGCCGCGGCCAUCCUCGGGAACCGUGCCGUCCUCAACUUCCCGGCAUCCAGCCCUCUUGCCGCCGCCGUCGCGCCGGAGCAACGUGAAGCCCCGUGCUGUUCUUCUGCCGCCGCCGUCCCGGCCGCGGUCUUCGAGGAGGAGCAUGCGGUGAAGCCGGCGGUGCUGCCCCUGAUGCAGGGUGGUGCCGGCGGCACGGAGACGAAGGCGCGCCACUGGGAAUGGGAUGCCGCGUCUUGGCCAGCGCAGGGGAUGUUCCAGUGUUUGGAUGACAUCGCCAUGUACCUCGAGCUCGAUGCUGUGAAGACUGAGGAUUGCCAGGUUGAGCAGCUGGACGAUGACGUCUUCGACUCGCCGCUGUGGUCUCUGCUAUGACGGACUGACUUGGCAAAUAUGGCAGAUUGGCAGCCAUGAACCAUCUAUACAUGUUUCUUUUGGUGACAGAUUUUCUAGUAGGUGAGUUAACCUUAGCUUGGUUUUGCUUCACUGAUAACCAUCAGUCUUUGUCUGCGCAUUUUGCCAAGUAGAACUGAGAGCAUUCACAUGUAAAUAGUUAGAAUUGAGACCAGUAAUUCAGUGAAAAGGUGCUUUACAAUGUUAUCUACAUAGUAGAAUUGAUAUGGAUCGUUUAUAUUUACAAAG